AUUUUGAUGCUAUGCUGUACCUAUGUAAGUUGUCAUUUCUUAUGCUACCUGUGGACACAUACUGGCGUUUGACUUAGGAUGUGGUCUUUCCUUGUUUUGUAUUUACUGUGGUCUUUGGUUUUAUAUUACUGACUGUUAGUGUUCUUGAAGAAUGGAGUGGUAAUGAUUUUAUUUCAUGGGGGAAAAAUGUUCAUACUUCGUUGAAAAGACGUCCUGAAGUCGUUUAUCAUCUUGUACAAACAUUCUUGUUUGCCUUUAUGGCUGUAACUCUAUUGUCGCCGCAGGAAUAAUUUGUUCACAGGAUUUGUGGAGCUUUUGUCGAAAAUUUAGCUGACAUGUGCGAAGGCUAAAAUUGGAAGUUCCUUGGUUCCGAUAAUUUUGAUUGUUUUGGUGUUGCAUCAGAGAAUGGAAGGAGCGUUGAACGAAUUAAAAGAUUUGAAAGAGUUUUACGACCCGGACACAGUGGAUUUAAUGAGAUUUAUCAAUGAGAAAACGGGAAAAGGGAGAUCUUUCAGUGGAAGUAUGCAACUUAUGGCUGCAGUAAAAUUGUGUACAGACAGACGAAUAACAAAUCAUCCACAUUACGAAAAUAAAUUAUUGAGACUACGAACAAAGGAGAUCUAUCAAAUUUAUGCCAAGCGAACGCCGAAAGACGUCUAUCAUUUGCUGCGAAAACAUGGAACUGACUAUGUGAUCUUAGAAAAUAGUAUUUGUUAUUCUCGACAAGAGUUAGGUUGUAAGAUUAAAGAUAUCUUAGAUUAUAAUAACGGUCAUGUUAUAGAGGGUGGAGUUGCCGAAAGGGGUCUGGUACAUAGUGAUGUUUCCCGCUUCUGUCAUGCAAUUAAAUCAGGUGACGAGGAAUUUAGUUUAUAUUUUAAUUUAAUUAUUUAA
Xenia sp. Carnegie-2017 is the source of this 891-nucleotide messenger RNA. Its product is annotated as probable C-mannosyltransferase DPY19L3. Lineage: Eukaryota; Metazoa; Cnidaria; Anthozoa; Malacalcyonacea; Xeniidae. Gene Ontology annotation, molecular function: mannosyltransferase activity. Gene Ontology annotation, cellular component: nuclear inner membrane. The coding region runs from base 406 to 891 and encodes 161 amino acids. The record is from RefSeq and is a predicted model, not a curated record. The transcript has 6 exons.